AUGCAUAUUAUAUUAAAGGAUAUGAUCGUAAAAAAAUGUGGUGUUGAAGUAUGGAAUAUAAUGAUGGAAGAUUUUCAUGUACCAAAAAAUUUUUUUCAAUAUGAUAUUUCAUUUAAAGAUGAUAUUACAAUAAAAUUUUUAAAUUAUAUUUCAAAUAAAAUUGGUUUAACAUUAGAUGAGGUAAUGGAAGGAUUUGGUGAAUUUUUUGGUGAAUAUGUUACUAAUAAUGGAUGGGAUAUUAUUUUAGCAUCUGUUGGUGAUGAUUUGUGUAAUUUUUUAAAUACCAUGUCUUCAUUACAUACAUUUAUAGGAAAUUUAACAUUUAAAAGCAAAUUAAAAGGUCCAUCAAUAUAUUGUGAGGUAAAAAAUGAAAAAACAUUAAAAUUACAUUAUUUUUCACAAAGACAAGGUUUUAAAAUGAUGGUUAUAGGAAUAGUUAGAUCAUUUGCCAAAUUAAUUUUUAAUCUUGAUGUUGAAAUCAAACUUGAGGAAGAGUAUUGUGAAAAAAUAAGUAAUUAUGAAAAAUUACAUCAUGCUAUUUAUGAAAUAAUAAAUAUUGAUAGUACAAAAUCUUUAAUUUCUUUCAACAUACAACCACCAAUACUUUCUAGCAAAAAAAAUUUUCCAGUUACAUUAAAUGAUUUUAUUAAUAUUUUUCCAACUCAUAUAUGUUUUAAUAAAUUUUUAGAAAUUGAACAUGCUGGAAGUUUUAUAUUAAAAUAUUUGAAUAUUAAAUAUCAUACCAAUAUUAAUGAUAUCUUAAAAUUAGUUAAACCAAAAGGAAAAAUUUUAACAUUUGACUGGAUAUUAUCACAGAUUAAUACAACAUUUAUUGUUUAUUUAAAAACAAAUUUUACUAGAAAUACAAAUUCAUCUAGUGGACCAAUUAAACCAAUUUAUUUACAAGGACAAAUGAUAUUAUUAGAUGAUGGUAAUCAUAUUCUAUUUGUUAAUUCUAUUGAUACAAAUACUGUAAAAGAUUUAAUGUCAUCUCAAUUAUAUUUAAUUGAUAUACCAGUAUAUGAUACAAAAAGAGAUGUUAUUUUAGUAAAUACAUCAAGAUCAUGUGAAAAUACAUUACAUAAAAAAUUAGCAAAACAAAUUGAUAAAUUACAAAAACUUAAAAAUGAAUUAGAAAUUUAUAGAGAUAAAAUAAAUCAUAUCCUUUUUUAUGAUAUACCACCAGAAAUAGUAAGCGCAAUAAAAAAUGAUUGUCUUUUUAAAGAAGAAGUAUUUGAAGAUGUAACAUGUUUAAUGAGUGUUAUUGAAAAUUUCAAUAUUAUUGUAGAUAUUUGUACCCCUGUAGAAUUAAUUGAUUUAAUGAGAAAAUAUAAUGAAAUUUAUGAAGAAAUGGUUAAAAAAUUUAGCUGUUAUAAAGUUGUUACAUCAUCAGAUAAUACAAUUGUAACAUGUGGUAUGCCAAUACCAAAUAAAUUACAUGCUGAAAAUGUUUUAAAUUUAUCAUUAUGUUUAAUGUGGAAAGCUAAAGAAAUAAGAAUUAGUAAAAUUAAUCUUCCUAUUAUUUUACGUAUUGCUAUUCAUACUGGAUUAGUUAUUGGUGGAUUACUGGGAACUAAAAGACGACGUUUUUGUGUUUUAGGAGAAACAAUUAAUGAAAUGAAACGAUUAUUAGGAUUAUCAAAAAGAGGAAAAAUUGUUGUAAGUGGUUCAACAAAAUUAAGUUUAUUAUCAGGUAAUGAAAAUUCUUUUGAUAUGGAAGAAAGUACAGUAAUACCAAUUAAUAAAAAGCAUAGUAUUUGUACAUAUUAUUUAAAAAAAAAUAAUAAUAAAACUUUAUGGAAUAUAUUAGGUAUUAAUGUUGGAACAGUAUAUGAUGAUGGAUAUGGAAUGUUAAAUACAGAUGAUGAUUUAAAAAAUUGGAGAAAAUUUAUUAAAAUACAAAAUAAACAAAAAAGAAUAAUUAAUAUGAUGAAAAAAGAAGAAAAACCAUCAUUUAAGAUUGCUGUUGAAAAAAUUAUACUUUUAAAAAAUUUUAGUAAUAAAGAAAAAGUAAUUGAAAGUAUAGAUUCUGGUUUAUUAAUAGAUUCAAUUAUAAAUGAAUCUUCUACUUGUUCCAUUUCAUAA
Molecule: messenger RNA, 2085 nt
Organism: Strongyloides ratti
Lineage: Eukaryota; Metazoa; Nematoda; Chromadorea; Rhabditida; Strongyloididae
Product: Adenylyl cyclase class-3/4/guanylyl cyclase domain and Heme-NO binding domain and Haem NO binding associated domain and NO signalling/Golgi transport ligand-binding domain-containing protein
Exons: 3
Coding region: 1-2085 (694 amino acids)
Biological process (GO): cGMP biosynthetic process; response to oxygen levels
Cellular component (GO): guanylate cyclase complex, soluble
Molecular function (GO): guanylate cyclase activity; heme binding
Source: RefSeq, a predicted model, not a curated record